Molecule: messenger RNA, 1851 nt
Organism: Desarmillaria tabescens
Lineage: Eukaryota; Fungi; Basidiomycota; Agaricomycetes; Agaricales; Physalacriaceae
Exons: 7
Coding region: 45-1757 (570 amino acids)
Source: RefSeq, a predicted model, not a curated record
AUAAAGCUCAUGGUGUUCUCUACAGCUCAUCCCCUGAGCACCUUAUGCACGAGGCUGAAGAAUUUCUGCAGGACAUUAUGCCUCCUGAGCUUGCAGCACCUCUCGAACCUACAACUGACAAGCCCAGUGAACAUGUCGUGCCUCCGAAGUCGAUCGGGAAACAGAUGCCUGCAAAAAUUCCCAAAAUUUGGAAAUGGGAGGGCGAUAUGUUCUGUUUACAGGGCAACAAGGAUACAGUAUCUUAUGGUCGAGUCUCUCUCACCGAUGCAACACCUGUUGCCAACAGUGGGAUGCCGCUCAGCAUCGCGUUCCCCGCUACAGUUACCUCUUUCGAGUUUGGUUUGAUGUAUCAUGCAGUGGAUGUGUCCAAUUGCCUUUCAUCUUGGAUGCCAGUUUCCCAAUUUGCACGGCUAGUUCCCUUAGAAGACAUUGGACAUAGUCGACUAAGAACUCUGUCUAAGUAUAUGGAGAAGCAUAGGCUUGUCGCAGUUUCCCCGACGAAGCCCUCAUUCGACGAUAGUACUGUAGAGGCCCACGUCUUGUAUUUCCCUGCAUCGUCGCCGAUUGUCAAGUACUUCUCUGGCAUUCCCGUAAUCAAGGACGUCGAAACUCCGUUCUUUGUAGCCAUCCUGGCCAGGCGCAUUCGGGACAAGCCACCUGAAUCUCCAUCGUCUUUGAACGAGUAUAACGUUUUCAAGGACCAGCCCAAGUACAUAAAAAACGCAGAACUCCAGCAUGCUCUAAGGAUCCUCAAAUAUCCUCCCUGGCUCCACGACUUCCUAUCGCGCCGUCCACGGGAUUACUGUGUCUGGUAUGAGGACGACAAACAGGACGUGCGCGGGAAGCAUAAACCUUUUGAUCUAAAGGGUGGGAACUUGGAAACUUAUUGGCUCGCAGCAAUCCUGGCCCAAUAUGGAGGUGUAAAUAAGGGAUACAAAGCCGAUGUUGAGGUUAUUUUUGUCCAUAUCGGGGCUGUAAAAACCCUUCACAAACUUAUGGCUUUGGUUGAGCGGCGGGCUAAGAGACCGGACAUCCUCUUCGUUACGUUUGGAACGCAUCAGAGAGUACAUCCGGAGCGAUGGGAAUUCCGACGUAUAUAUCCUAUAGGAGGUAUCAUGACGUUUACGCCGAAAGCUCUAGUAGAAGACCCCUUGGGUAUCCAUCAUCGAGUCAGUCAGAUAUCGGAAAAUAACAACUGGGAGGCGUACAUCAUGCCUGCUGCCCUCGGGAUGGCAGCGCACUUGCAUUACAAGAACGGGAAUGCGUUGGAGGCCUUUGACAAAGGCCAAUUUCUGUAUGACUUCCUUCUGACGGCUAUCGAUGAAGGCAAGAUUUCGUUCAUGUGUUCACCCCCCAUAAAUUCCCAUCCAGUUUGCCCAACGGAGCCAUUUAAAACAAAGCCGUUCUCUGAGCGCCGUUUCGAGGAGCCCAUCCAUGACUGGCUUCUAGAUCAAGCUCUCAUCAUUGCGGCGGGGCCCCGGGAGAUCUUGGAAUAUUCCAUCCGGGAAUUCAAAACGAAAUAUGGCAACCAGUCAGAAGAUCUGUACCCAUCUCUGAUACAAACAGACCUCAGUCAGGACCUUUGGCUCAUGCAGCAGCAGCCUGUGAUCAUGGAUCGUUAUCGUCGCUUUGUAGCGUUGAAAAGCGAGCUUGAAAAGCCUCCCGACCAGAAUGGGGUUGAAUGGUCCACGACGUCCACCUUUGAUUGUAAAGAUUUUUUUUCCAAGUAUAUGCAGCGUAAUGCAGUUUCCACAUGAACCAGACCCGUAAAGGAGUGUUAUGUCCGAGUUUGAAUUUCUGAGCCGCUGUGCAAGCAUGCUCUUGUAGAUACACAAGUAUAUAGCUCUGAUA